AUGCGCGCUUACUUGCGACCCGUCUUUGUCAGUGGCGGCGAGACAGCAGAAGAAGAAGCAGAAGAAGCAGAAGCAGGAGAAGAGCAAAAGACAGCGAGAGAGCGUAACGUCCGAAGACAAACGAGCGUGAAGAUGAAGAUGAAGCGAAAGACGAAGACGAAGAGAGAGAGAAGACGGAAGAGAUGGAGAGAUGGAGAUGAAGAAGAGAGUAAGACGAAGAGUAAGAUGAAGCCGGCAAAAGCAACGAAAAGUCUUUUUUUCCUCUCUUAG
Trichophyton verrucosum HKI 0517 is the source of this 270-nucleotide messenger RNA. RefSeq lists its product as uncharacterized. The transcript has a single exon. The record is from RefSeq and is a predicted model, not a curated record. The coding region runs from base 1 to 270 and encodes 89 amino acids. Lineage: Eukaryota; Fungi; Ascomycota; Eurotiomycetes; Onygenales; Arthrodermataceae.